Molecule: messenger RNA, 1176 nt
Organism: Dermacentor silvarum
Lineage: Eukaryota; Metazoa; Arthropoda; Arachnida; Ixodida; Ixodidae
Exons: 3
Coding region: 40-1176 (378 amino acids)
Source: RefSeq, a predicted model, not a curated record
CGCCGCCUUGACUCUCCUCUCGUGCCGGUGGCAUUCGCGAUGUUACCGGAUAAGGACAGCAGUUCGACGGAGAAGCCCAACUCCCGGGACUUCCGUCACCUCACACUCGACGCCGACGUCUUGGCCACCUUAGAAGGUGCCUUCUUCAUCCCUGUGACCUGGCAAUUUCCUUUGGUGGAGCAUUUGGAGGUAACCCUCUCUUCACUGGAAGAUUUCAUCGCCCUCCGCACCUUUGUCAACCUGCGAAGCCUCUCGGUGGCGUUCAGCGUCGCAGAGUUGGGCGUCAACGUGGGCCGCCACCUGGAACGACUCCUGCAGCGUUGGCCGCAGCUCGAGACGCUCUCUCUGGCCAUGUGCGCGGGCGUCCGGCUCUCGGCGAUCGCAGGCUGCUGUCCGAGACUCGGGGAACUGCGGCUCGUCGACUGCUCGGGAUUUCACGGAAAUAACGCCGAGUUCGUCGAAGACGGCUUCUCCAACCUGCAUCGCGUAGAGCUGACGCGCACCGCGCUCGAGGCAAGCGUCGUAGUCCUGCAGGUCGCAGUGCGCCAACAGGUGCGUAGCCUCCGCCUGGGCGACGACCGCGUAUGCUCGACGUUCCUCAAUAUUUGCUGCACCUCUUCCGUCUCCGCAACGGUCGUGUUCCCACUCCUGGAAGACCUGACGCUGCGCACAGACCACACCGUGGGCGCGUUAGGACUAGAGCCGGAACACCUGCACCGAGCCGUACGUGCUAUGCCCGCUCUGCGCCACCUCGAGACGGACAGCUACGACCUGAGACUCUUUUUCGAGAACUUCAGCGUUCCGCGGGGAUGCGUGUCCUUGUCCUGGUGCGACUGCGUCUACUGCGUGGUUCACUGUCCCAAGCUCUGUGCCAGCUCAGAACUUCAGGAAGACGACGACGAUGAGGAGAAGACCACGACGUCGGUGGGCGCUAACAACUCCUUGUCACUUUCUGGACGGGGAGAUGAGGGGUCUGACGCUGCGGACGCUGGCAAGCACUCGACUUACGAGUGCGACGACCUGAAGUUUAUUAUCGAGGAGGACGAGCGCGCGUGCUUGGUUUCUGGGUGCGGUGACACGUAUCCCACGAGCGGGCACUCGGUUUCCGAUCGUGGUGACAAGUCCGUGUCAGAGGGCGUUUUCUUGUCGAAAGAAGUUCUUGUCGUCCAGGCGUGA